This is a messenger RNA of Orbilia oligospora ATCC 24927, 1779 nucleotides long. RefSeq lists its product as uncharacterized. Gene Ontology annotation, molecular function: thiamine pyrophosphate binding; magnesium ion binding; carboxy-lyase activity. The coding region runs from base 1 to 1779 and encodes 592 amino acids. The transcript has 8 exons. Lineage: Eukaryota; Fungi; Ascomycota; Orbiliomycetes; Orbiliales; Orbiliaceae. The record is from RefSeq and is a predicted model, not a curated record.
AUGAGCAAUUAUAAACCUAUUCCCUUGGGCGAGUAUCUUUUCCGAAGAAUCAAGUCAUUGGGUAUUUCACACAUUUUGGGAUGUCCCGGCGAUUUCAAUUUAACACUGCUCGAUCAUAUAUAUAAUGUUGACGGCCUUAGUUGGAUUGGGUGCUGUAACGAAUUGAAUGGAGCAUACGCCGCCGAUGGAUAUGCUCGAGUUCGGGAUCUUCCCGGGGUCCUCGUGACCACAUAUGGUGUUGGGGAACUCAGUGCCAUGAAUGGAGUAGCAGGAGCUUAUGCCGAGCAUGCUGGGUUUAUCCAUAUCGUUGGCAAUACUUCCCGCCAAUUGCAACAGAACAAGAUCAUGAUACAUCAUACCUUGGAAGCGAACCCGGACCAUGGUGUUUACAGGGGAAUGUCGGGGCCAAUUCGGUCUACAAGCGCUUUCUUGGAUGAUGAAGCAACAAUGGCCUCUGAGAUUGACCGUGUCCUUUUUACUGCCAUUAAAACGAGACUGCCGGUUUAUCUAUUCGUGCCUACGGAUGUGGUGGACACUCCACUCAAUGCGGCUCGUCUAGAGACACCGCUUGACCUCAAUCUUAGCACUAGGCCCGAGACGGAGGGCUUAAUCGUGAACAAGAUACUCGAAGCGAUUGAGAAGUCUAGGAAGCCAUGCAUUCUAGCUGAUGUUCUGGCAAAGCGCCAUGCAGCUACGAAGCAAACCAGAAGAUUGAUUGAACUCGCUGGAUACCCGGCUUUCUCUACGAUUCUAGGGAAGGGCUUGGUCGAUGAGACGUCCCCUCUGUUCGGUGGGAUGUACAAUGGUUCAAUGUCUUUCCCAGGUAUCAAAGAAGCCGUUGAAAACGAUGCCGACCUGAUUCUCAAUAUCGGCCCUCAUCUUACAUCUUCCAACACUGGUGCAUUUACUCGGCAGAUACCCGAAAACAAACUAAUCGUCCUCCAUCCCCACUACUGCUCAGUAUUCGGGGAGCGCUUCGAAGGAAUACACUUCAUUCCAGUUCUGGGCGCCGUCCUUCAGGCAUUUGAGAAGGAUGCCCAGAAAUUUAGGAAGGGCAACACUGUUACUAGGUUCCAGAACCCGAUACUAGACGAUAGCACAUCUGGGCCUUUGAAACAGUCGUAUAUCUGGCAACGUAUCGGACGUUUCACGAAACCAGAUGAUAUCGUAUUCGUUGAAGUUGGGACCUCGCAAUUCGGAAUGCCUGAUGCAACACUCGCUGCGAACGUUCAAUACGAAACCCAGAUCUAUUGGAGCUCUAUCGGUUAUACAGUAGGGGCAACACUUGGUGCACUUGUUGCUGCAAGAGAGAACGGCCACAAAGGAAGGGUCAUUCUUGUUGUUGGUGAUGGGAGCCUUCAAAUGUCCGUACAAGAGAUCUCGUCGUACAUCAGAAACGGAUUUACUCCAACUAUUUUCCUGAUCAACAACGACGGAUACACCAUUGAGAGGGAAAUACAUGGGCCAGAACAACAGUAUAAUGAUAUUUGUACAUCAUGGGAUCAUAUGAAAAUGUUGGAUUUCUUCGGUGGGCGACAGAAAGGUUUCAAGAGUCGAAGCGUGGAGGCUCGCACGGUCGAAGAGCUUGAGGAGAUUAUGGGCGACAGCGAAUUCAUCAGCAAUGAUUGUAUACAGCUCUGCGAAAUCUAUGUGGACAAGUUUGAUGUGCCUUGGAUCCUGAGGGGGCAGGUGGAUGCGCAUAAAGCUAGACUAAAGGUUGCUGGUGAGCAACAGAAGAAGACCUGGGAAAGCUUAGUUCUAGCGGGAACGUUUGUUUAG